Messenger RNA from Physcomitrium patens, 843 nucleotides. RefSeq lists its product as uncharacterized. The record is from RefSeq and is a predicted model, not a curated record. NCBI's taxonomy places the organism in Eukaryota, Viridiplantae, Streptophyta, Bryopsida, Funariales, Funariaceae.
UCAGUUUUGGUUGCUUCUUCUUGCUGAAUUUCGAAAUUUCAAUGUACACUCCUUCUUGCAAGAUUUGAGGGCAUUUUUUGUUUGUUGUGUUGCUCUUGUUGUGUACUAUCUAUAGUGAAAGUUGAUUUGUCAAUUGUAUCUCUAUGCCUCGGUUGUGUGAAUCAUUGAAGCAUCAAGCAUUGGUGCAGCUUAGGAGUGGUGUUUCUACAAGAAAAGUUGCAGACUCACUUGGAAUGAGUCAGUCUUCAGUAGCUCAUUUGAGGAGGGAGUUUAGUGGUGAAAUAGAAAAGCAAAGAGGAGGACGUCCAAAGGUUUUAGGAGAGCAAGAGAAGCGACUUGGUGUGCACCUUGUCACUGCUGGUUGUCUCAAAACGGCAAGUGCAGCUGCAAAACAACUUCGAGAAAAAACAGCCAUUUCAGCUCCUUCGAUGGCCAGCUCAAUCUCCAGAUUUGAAUCCAAUGGAACAUUUUUGGGCCCUUCUCAAAGAGCGUUUAAGCCAAGUCACUCCAAGGCCAAGAGGUGUUUAAGAAUUGUGGGAGAAUGUUUGUAGUAUUUAUCCUAGUUUUGAUGCAAAAGAUUGUGAGAAACUAUACAAAAGUAUGCCAAGAAGGAUUUCAGCUGUUUUGGAAGCAAAAGGUUAUUGGACUAAAUAUUGAAGUUUGAAGAUUUUCUUUGAACAAUACUGAGUACAAGAUAUAGUUGUUGAUUUGACUUUGUAGAAGGAUAUUUAGUUAUCAAUUUGAUGUGCAACUUUGUACAUGUAUACAAGACUGUGUGUAUUAUUCCAUGUAACUUUCAGAUUUAUAAAGCAAUCAUUGAAAUUUCUGUAAUUGCUCUUGAAA